GCAAGCUGGCCGCAAAGCAGGUCCCGACGGACGAAGUUCGGUCACGAUGAUAUUCACAAACUCCAGCACCUCUCCAGCUCUCUCGACUCAAGCAAGCGUCCCGCUCAGCCCAAGCCUGCGCUCGUAAGACCCGCAGCACACGAGCAUCAGAAACAUGUCACAGUCAUGCUAUGUAUUGAUGCGAGAGAAGUCACCAGGAGAUUCAUUCGCACCAGUGAUACAGAAUAUUUACUUGCGAAGCCAAGCUCUCAACCUGCUGCCUUAUCUCUGAAUUUCAUAUGGGAAACAAGGAGCUUACGUCGAGGACUACUAGGAAUGAUAUGUGAAGCUUGUCCACAGUGCGGAAACGCUGUACAUUGUUGAAUGUGGAGGCGACUGUGAAGCGGAACAACGAGAUCACGGUGUGGUUUCGUGUGGUUUCUGGCACCGACUGUGCGUGAGGUGCGCUCAUCUCCGUCGCAAAGAUCAGGGAGUGAAAGCUACAACGCCUGAAGCAAUCCACCAGGAAGCGGUCAGUCCUGUGCGGGCACUGUCCUGGCAUAACAGUUGCAAGACCAGCGCAGAAAGAUGGCGGCCACAAUGAGAUUGUCACUAGUUCCCGAGCUAUUGGCCGUGUUAUUCACCUGUUAUGUGGCUCACUCGCAAGCACAGCCACCCCUCCUGGGCGGGGGCAGUCCCAACCCCGGCCCAGGUCCGGGUGGCCCUAAUCCCGGGUUUGGCGGACCGAACGGGGCAGCACCGAACAUGGGGCCGCCCAACAGAGGUCCACCGCCAGGAUUCGGAGGCCCGAUGGCGGGCGCAGGUCCAGGACAGGGUCCUGGAAUGGGCCCCGGCCCAGGAGCAGCAAUGGGCCCCGGCCCAGGAGCAGCAAUGGGCCCCGGAGCAGCAAUGGGACCCGGAGCAGCAAUGGGCCCUGGACCUGCCCUGGGUCCCGCACCGCCCAACGGUGGACUACUGGCGCCGAAUCGUGAGGUCAGCAUCAACCUGCAAUCGGGUGCUGAGCACACGAUGCGCAUACAAGGCAGACAGCAAAGCAUGUUCUUUGUGCGCGUCAGCAGCUGUGGUACGGAGGGCGCCGACUGGAGGCUGGACAACCCGAGCGGCAAUGAGGAGUUCAACCACCAGGAGUCGCAGCAAGAACCGCAGAUACAGCAGCCAGUCUUCAAGCGCAGGCGUCGUCAGAUCGGCGCCGGGCCCCAGGGCUUCCAGCCCGGACUCGGGGCCGGCCCUGCCCCGGGCAACAGUCCAUUCCCCAAUGGCGGUCCUAACCCAGGCGGGCCGCCGAACGCGCCUUUUGGCGGUGGAAUGGGACCGCCGAACAAUGUGGGUCCUGGUCCUGGAUUCGACCAGGGCAUUGGCGGUGCAAACCCAGCCAUCGACUUACCGGGAUUCGAGGGUCCCGGCGCGCAACCUGGCUUGUUCGGGGGCCCACCCAACAAUCAACAGGCCGGCUUCAACACCAACCUACCGGGCAGAGGCCCGGCCGGUUUCGGCCAGCCCGGCAACGGCGGACCGAACCAGGGCCAACCAGGGUUCGACUCGGGACCGGUGAACUUCCCCAAUGCCGCCGCACCAGCACAGCCGGACCGCUAUCGCAUUCCGGCGGCGUUCGUCCGCAAGCCUCCGCCGCGUCCCAUCCCGCCGAACUUCGACAUUGAGAUUGUACAGCCGCAUGAGGACACGGGCAUGGGCGCGCCGUUGGGCAACACCAUGCAGCAUCACGUCGAACAGGCCGACGAAGGCAUGUACAUGCUCACCCUGAAAAACCCGCACAACACGCCGGCCAGCGUACGCGUGUUCCUCAGCAGCCUCAGCAGCUCCGAGCCGCACCAGCCGCGCAUCAUGCUGCCCGAGAAUCCCAACGUUCGCGUCGACGCCGCCCGCUUCAACGAGCUGUCGCUGUCGUGGCAGCCGGUGGUGGACACCAACGGCAACGAGAGGAACAACAUUGACUACUGUGUGCAGUUCAGGGCGGCACCACGCAACACCGGCUUCAACCCCAGCGGCAGGCCCAACAUCGGCGUGAAUGCGGCACAGGCAUGCGGAAUGCCAGGGCCGGGCGCCGGCAACAGGCAGCAGCAACAGUGCACGCGUGGCACGCAGCUCACCCUGCAGAGCCUGAGUGCCUCCAGCCGCUACUUCGUGGACCUGACGGCGCGCGACCGCGCCACGCGCCAGCAAGUGCCCUACAUCAGCUCCAACGUGUCGACACUGGAGCAGGGAAUUUCCCUGCCCAACAACCAGGAGAUCAGCAACAUGACUAUGCCACCGCGGUCCAUGCGCACGUUCACGUUUGACACACGCAACACGCCCAACAACCAGGUGGAGUUCAUCGUCUUCCCCUGCCAGGGACUGGUCACUUGGGCCGUCAUGAGAGACGGCAUGGUCGUCGAGACGUUCGAGCCGGAUUUCAUGGACGACGAUAGCUUCAGCGACGACGACAACUUGGGUGACGACCGCUGGGGGGCGGGGGACAACGACGAUGCGUUUGAGCAGCCCGACUGGAACGACAUUGGAGACAACGACAACAUGCCCCCGAUGGGAAUGGCCGGAGGAGCAGGCAUGAACGGACGAUUUGGAGGACCGCGUGGCCGCAAGAGGAGGCAGCAGGGAAUGGGCGGACCAGGUGGUAUGAUGGGCCCGAAUGGACCGGGUGGUAUGAUGGGCCCGGGUGGUAUGAUGGGCAUGGGCGGACCAGGUGGUGGUAUGAUGGGUCCAAAUGGACCAGGUGGUAUGAUGGGCCCGAAUGGACCAGGUGGCAACGGAAUGUGGCCGGAUUCACCGCGAGGCGGGCAUAUGGGAGGUGGACACAUGCGAGGACGUCGACCGCGGUUUAAUGCCGGACGCGGCGAGAGUCUCGGCCAGUCUGUCUUCCAGUUUGAGGAGGAGAUGCCCACUGGACACAUCUACCAGAUCGUGGUGUUCAACCAGGACCAGAACCAAGGCGGUCGCUUCAACAUCUUUGCCAGCAACAACCCGGAACAGUCGCCGUACCCGAGAAUGCCGCAAAAUCCACAGCUGCAGGUUACCGACUCCAGCGACACACAUCUCAACAUCCAGUGGGAACGCAGCGCCUCGCCCAACACCCAGUAUUGUGUCAUUGCUCAGCAGCUCAACGGCGGUCCCGGCGGUAUGGGUAUGGGCAUGCGCGACGAUGGAUUCCGCGGCAAGAGGCAAGCAUUCGGUGGUCCGGGCAACCCGAUGAUGCCCGGGGGUCGGGGCCCGUUGGGCCCGCAGCAGUUCGGGGCAGGGCACGUGCCCAGCUCGCCGUGCGAGGUGCAGGGCCGUGAGGCGGCGCUGCAGAUGAUGAGCAGCGGCAUGUGCAGUAAAGAGCCGUCUCGUCGCCUCGGCAACCUACAGCCGCAAGCCCAAUACUCCAUACAGACGUUUGCCGUCAACGAAGACUCCAGCCUGGCCAUGUCCUACGUCGGCGUCAUGGCCUACGCCAGCAGUGCGUCUACACUCGUGCCCCAGACCCUCGUCGCUCUUCUGGCGAUCGCCCUGUACAAGCUGUUCAUGGUGUAGGGUGGCAGACACUGAGUGCCAGCUCACCGUUCAAUUCCUCGUUGACAUCAUGACACAUGACUGGACUGGAUAAUCGUUCGUGUACGCAGAUACGCAUUGUACACCAUACCAACGCACGCACACACACACACACACACACACACACACACACACAUACGCACGCACACUUUUACGGAUCGAUCUUCUCAUCACGAUUCUGUAACCAGUAAUUAUAUAAUUCUUAUUGCUGCGUCAUCCUGCAUGCAUCGCAUACGCAUACUUGACUUGAACCUAGCCAGCGCUGCAGACACGACAGCACUCGGCCAACCUCACACAUCACACCGGCAUCAGUAACUGACAAAGUUGACCUGAUGCUUCACACUCAUAAUCAAUCUGGAGGCUAAACAGUUAAAACUCUCUAGCUCCCUGCACUACUUACACAAUACGAAAUAAACCUUUUUUUUUUACUAAAUAUUCGCAAAACUAGCACAAUCCUAUUUUUACUGAAGGCUAUAUCGCUGGGGAAAUCCAGUCUCCUUUAUUCAAUACGCCAAUAGCCCCCAGAACUCUAGAGCCAAACGUUCUAUUUUUCAACUGAAGCACAAUAAUACUAAUCUGAUAGCAAGACUCUUCCUGAUAGGCUAGAAUCUCCUGGCAUAACACGCGCAGGAUUAUUCGACUAGCAAGCAAUAGUAUGCUGCCACAUAUACAACUAGUAGUAAUAGCUUAGAACAGGCUGGCUUACAUGCCUGCCUGGCGUCCCUGCCAGAACGUUCUGUCUAAUAUGGCAUAGCAGAAUUAUCAGCUUUGCGUCAUGAUUUGUGCUGUUGUUUUUAACAAUCCAGUCUGAACAUGGUGUUGUUGUGUCUUUAUGCGUAAUGUAAAUACGAUUACAUUA
Sycon ciliatum is the source of this 4402-nucleotide messenger RNA. Its product is annotated as collagen, type I, alpha 1b-like. The coding region runs from base 568 to 3525 and encodes 985 amino acids. Gene Ontology annotation, molecular function: protein binding. NCBI's taxonomy places the organism in Eukaryota, Metazoa, Porifera, Calcarea, Leucosolenida, Sycettidae. The transcript is spliced from 2 exons. The record is from RefSeq and is a predicted model, not a curated record.